Messenger RNA from Neogale vison (American mink), 4338 nucleotides. It is a transcript of the gene EPN1, whose product is annotated as epsin 1. NCBI's taxonomy places the organism in Eukaryota, Metazoa, Chordata, Mammalia, Carnivora, Mustelidae. The record is from RefSeq and is a predicted model, not a curated record. The transcript has 11 exons. Gene Ontology annotation, molecular function: clathrin binding; phospholipid binding. Gene Ontology annotation, cellular component: clathrin vesicle coat; endosome; plasma membrane. Gene Ontology annotation, biological process: endocytosis. The coding region runs from base 2228 to 3937 and encodes 569 amino acids.
GUCGGGGUGGCGGCUGUGCGCCUCUUGCUUUCUGCCUCUCUCUCCCCCGGGCUUCCGCGUCUGCAGUUGCCGGGGACUCCGGGCAUCCUCUUCCCCCGUUUCUCAUUCAUUGCCGUCCCUGCGCACGUCCCCGCGAGCCCGGGGUCCUCUGCGCGCGCGCGCGCCUCGGUCUGGGACGUGCCCCCUCGCGCAGGUUUUCGGGUCUCCGGUGCGGUGGUCCCGAGCCCGGCUCUGCAGUCAGGCCCACUGCGUGCCGGCCGGUAGUGUUCCUCGGGUGGCUUCUCACGGCAGGGCCGUGCGUGUUCACGGAGGUGGUACGGGGAACGCCCGGCGCCGGCUGGCGCUGCUGUCAGCUGCUGGCCGCUCCAGAUUCCGUUAUUGCCCCCAGAUUUCCCCUUCCACGCUGUGUGCCGUCAGGCCUCUGAACACCCCUCGCGGAGUUUUGCCCUGUCGUUGUCCUCGGUUUAACCAGAUCCUUGUGUUUGAGGCCGUUUAUUUUGAAAAGCUUGGUCCCAUUUUAAGCGAUAUUGGGAGUUUUAGCUUUGGUGCCCCAUCCACUAUUCUGUAGGGCACUUUGGUACAAUUUCACAGCGUUCGAGCGGGGCGUCUUCUGGGACCACCCUUUGGGAAAUGCUCUUCGGGUCUGAUAAUAAUGGGCGGCAGCCUCAAGGAGCUCCUCCUCUCUGUGGGGCAGGGCCCCACGCACUGUAGCACUGUAUGUACCCAUCUUAUUUGAUCCCGAACCUGCCGGGUAGGAAUUCUUUCCUUCCUGUCAGAGUCUUGCAAACUCAGAAGGAGGUUGCCUUGUUGGUAGCUCUUGGCCAGGAUUUGGGCCCCAGUUUCACAUGUUCUCUGUUCUGUCUUGGUUUUUCCUCUGUAAGUCUGUAGCGUCAGGUUGUUGUCUCUUCGUUCAGGGUCUCAGUCUUUCCUCUUUGUCGUAUGCCUCACUGUCUGCCCUGUUUCUGUCUGUCUCCUGUGACUUCUGCUCACCAUGUCUCUGGGUAGCUCCUCUGCCCGGGUUUCUCUGUGCCUCUUUCUCCCCUCAUUUGUCUUGUUCCCGUCCCUCUGUGUCCAUCCCACCAGCUCUUCCUCUCAGUGUGUCUGGCUGGCCUGCUUGGCCCCCUGAUUGGGUCUUUCCUGCUGUUCAUGUGUGUCUCCAAGUGCCCUGCUUUCCAGCCUGAGUUCAGAGCUGGGGCCCGCUGCCAGUCGCAGUACUUAGGUAUGUUGUGGAGGGCUCAUUGGUGUGGCUGUGGACUGUGGCGGUCCGAGUUUCCUCUGGAGCCAGGGCAGGGGAGUGGCUCUUGCUGUGCCUCAGUGUCCUCGCCUGUGAGGUGCUGUGAAUCAUGGAGUUGGGAGCAUUUAAUGAGUCACUGUGUGUGAACCACGGGGAAGAGUGCCUGGCACAGGGUAAGGGCUGUGUGGCUGCUUGCUGUGAUCAUCCCCGUCUGCCUGGUUCCUGUCCUCUUUUUUCUUCCAGUCACCUUACUCUCAGCACAGGUUGGUUUAAAAGUGUAGGUUUGGGCGUCCUAGCCAGAGGUGCAGUCUGUGCUGCUGUGCGUGGUGUGCGACCUUGGUGGAAGUGCUUAGCCUCCACGAGCGCCCGUCUUCUCAUCAGUUAGAAUGUUCUUGGUGGCGUUGGGUGGGAUAAUGAGCAUCUCUUGGUCAGCGAGCCCCUGGCACACGGCUGGGACCCAGGCAGCCGCUACUCGUCCUUAUCUCUUCUUCCCUGAGCCUCCAGCUCCCUCACCCUUGGGACACCUUGUCCCCCUAGCAUUGCCUGCCUCUUGCCUGUCUGUUCCCUUUAGGUCUCCCUGUGUAUCCUUGUUUCUGUCUCAGAUUCUGCCCUCUCCACUCCUGCUCCAGAGGUCUCUCCUAUUCUCCCUCCUUCCCUUCCUUCCGGUGGUUUAUUGAAUGGCUCUUCUGGGGGCAGCUGCUCUGAUAGGAAAAUUCAUGUCCAUACAGAUGUGGUUUUUGUCCCCAUGGGGCUCAUGGGCCGGCCUUAGCUACAAGGGCAGACAGACAAGUAUAAAAUCACGAGGGUGCCUCAGUCGGGAAACAGUGACCACGGUGUUUGGGUGUGUAAAAUCUGGGAAGCUUCAACAGAGUUCUCAGGGGCCUUUCCUUCUCAGAUGUGGUGACCCACCAGCUCCUGCCGCUGUCUUCUUUCUUGAGUCCUCCAUCUCGCCAUACCCCAGGGGGCUUGCCGCCCUCGCCACUGCCUGCCACCAUGUCGACCUCGUCACUGCGGCGGCAGAUGAAGAACAUAGUCCACAACUACUCAGAGGCCGAGAUCAAGGUUCGAGAAGCCACGAGCAACGACCCCUGGGGCCCAUCCAGCUCCCUGAUGUCUGAGAUCGCUGACCUCACCUACAAUGUCGUUGCCUUCUCCGAGAUCAUGAGCAUGAUUUGGAAGCGGCUCAAUGACCACGGCAAGAACUGGAGGCAUGUCUACAAGGCCAUGACCCUGAUGGAGUACCUCAUCAAGACGGGCUCGGAGCGUGUGUCGCAGCAGUGCAAGGAGAACAUGUACGCCGUGCAGACGCUGAAGGACUUCCAGUACGUGGACCGCGACGGCAAGGACCAGGGCGUGAACGUGCGCGAGAAGGCCAAACAGCUGGUGGCCUUGCUGCGGGACGAGGACCGGCUGCGGGAGGAGCGCGCUCAUGCGCUCAAGACCAAGGAGAAGCUGGCGCAGACCGCCACGGCCUCCUCAGCAGCGGUGGGCUCUGGGCCCCCACCCGAGGCAGAGCAGGCGUGGCCGCAGAGCAGCGGGGAGGAGGAGCUGCAGCUGCAGCUGGCCUUGGCCAUGAGCAAGGAGGAGGCUGACCAGCCCCCGCCCUGCGGCCCCGAGGACGACGUCCAGCUCCAGCUGGCCAUUAGUUUGAGCCGAGAGGAGCACGACAAGGAAGAGCGGAUCCGCCGUGGGGAUGAUCUGAGGCUGCAGAUGGCCAUAGAGGAGAGCAGGAGGGAGACCGGCGGCCAGGAGGAGUCAUCCCUCAUGGAUCUUGCCGAUGUCUUCACGGCCCCCGCUCCACCACCAGCCUCGGACCCCUGGGGGGGCCCAGCGCCCAUGGGCGCCCCCACCUCGGACCCUUGGGGCGGAGGCCCUGUCCCUCCAGCUGCUGAUCCUUGGGGGGGUCCGGCCCCUACAGCAGCCUCUGGGGAUCCUUGGAGGCCUGCUGCUCCUACAGGGCCCCCGGUUGACCCUUGGGGUGGGACCCAGGCCCCUGCAGCUGGAGAGGGGCCCACGCCUGACCCGUGGGGGAGCUCUGACGGUGGGGCUCCAGUUGGAGGACCCCCUGCCUCAGAUCCCUGGGCUCCAGCCCCAGCCUUCUCAGACCCCUGGGGAGGGUCACCUGCCAAGCCCAGCACCAAUGGCACCGCAGCAGUGGGGUUUGACACGGAGCCUGAUGAGUUCUCUGAUUUUGACCGACUGCGCACGGCCCUGCCGGCCUCUGGGAGCAGCACGGGGGAGCUGGAGCUGCUCGCUGGAGAGGUGCCCGCCCGCAGCCCUGGGGCGUUUGACAUGAGUGGCGUCGGGGGCUCUCUGGCUGAGGCUGUGGGCAGCCCCCCACCUGCAGCUGUUCCAACGCCGCCACCACCCACACGGAAGACUCCGGAGUCCUUCCUGGGCCCUAAUGCAGCCCUGGUUGACCUGGACUCGCUGGUGAGCCGGCCGGGCCCCGUGCCCCCAGGAGCCAAGGCCUCCAACCCCUUCCUGCCAAGCGGAGCCCCGACCUCCGGCCCCUCCAUCACAAACCCCUUCCAGCCCACACCCCCUGCGACGCUCACCCUGAACCAGCUCCGGCUCAGCCCUGUGCCCCCGGUCCCUGGAGCACCACCAACAUACAUCUCUCCCCUUGGUGGGGGCCCUGGCCUGCCCCCCAUGAUGCCCCCAGGCCCUCCGGCCCCCAACACUAACCCCUUCCUCCUAUAAUCCAGGAGGAGGGGGGAAUUUGGCCUGGCCUGGCUUCCCCCAUUUCUGCUCCCUGGGAGACCAGUGUUGUGAGUGCAUGUGAAGCGGGGGACCCCCGCCCUAACCCCAGCACCCUCCCCCUCCUGGGGCCCACUCACACUACACCCUCUUCCAUGUCCCCCCGCCCCACCUCCCCGGAGAGAAACUGGACAUGGGAGAUGGGGAGGGGUGCUGGCCAGAGGAGGACCCCUUUCCUGUGGCAUUAGAGGGGGGAGGGACAGCCGGGGGUCCCCCCACCAUCCCUCUCCCUCCCAACUGGCCCCUCAAUCAGUGUUUGAGCCUUCUCAUCCCCAUGCACACCCCCUGGUGAAUCCUUGGUGAUAAUUUUGGCGACUUCGGGAAUAAAUGGCAGUUCUCAUGGG